GGAACAGUCAGAAAUGCUGUGGUUCAUUGCAUUUAUGUUUUGUAGUCGUCAUCUGGUGGUAUAAAGAACCAAACAAGGAACAAGCAACUUUUCACAGUCUGACUCUGUUCUUAACCCUUCCGCUGCCCGGGUCUAGUCGGAAACAAUGUGUAUCGCUGAUACACAUUGUUUCUAGUGACAGAUUGAUGGCACAAGAGCAGCCCGCUGAGACAGACAAAGUUUGAUUUACAUUUCCUGAGUUGGAUUCUAUCACUUUCAGCAACAUUAAGUUUUUCAUUAAAUAGAUUUUGUUUGUUGGGGAGAAACUUACUUUAGUCUUUCCUGGAUGAAUGUUUUUUUAAAUGGAAGCAAAACAUGUUUAAAAACCAGACAGCUGAAGUGCACAGAGUCUGGGCUAACUGGGGAAUGUUUUGGAAUCUCCCUGGCUGGGAGUCCACUUCCAGAAAAAGGUCUCCGAUGUGGCUGUGGGUCCCUAAGGCACAGACAGGGUGACCGACGGUCUGCCUUCCUGUUUAUAUAUCUGCCCAAGUGGCAAAACUGUCCCCUAAGGACAGGACAUAUGGACACCAGACAGCAACAGACAAGACUUCAGUAGUUUAAAAAUAUUCACAGAAUGAGAAUUACAGCAGGAGUGCAUGUGAACACUUCAACAAACACAAUCUGACAGAUGUUGAGUCUUUAAACUCAGUCCCUGAUUGCGAAAAUUUUAACAAAACAUUAAAUAAUGAUGCUGUCACUAUGACAAACCCAGAAAGAAUGUCGACUGACAUAUUUUAAAAACCAAAUCUAGGAGAGCCCGUUUGGCUUGGGAGCAGGUUGGGUUUUCCUCUGAACCCUUGCAUAAAUCUCAUGGUCCAGGAUAUAAGCUGAGCCCUGCUGUCAUGCAAACCGCCAUGCCCAUACAUGUCCUGUCACCACAGGAAUGAAACUAAACCACACCAGCCCACUAAUCCAUCUUCCUGAGAAUGCGACAACAAAACCGUUUAGGUUGCCAAGUUCUUUUUUGAAUUUAUUUGCAUAGAAAUGCAUAAAUGAGAGAGAAUAGGAAACGGGGAGAGACAUAGAUUAUAAACAACUGAACUAAAUUAAAUAAACUAUAACAGUAUUUAUCAGGAAAAAAACAUUUAAAUAAACUACUGUAGUUCCAUAAAAUAAAAAAAAGAAUGGUUUAGUCCACAGAAUUUUUGCUAACAAGAGUGAGGUUGUGAACAAUAUACAGAACACACAAUAACAAGCCAAUAAUGACUACAUUUCAGCAAACCACCAAAAAAAACCUGUUGUAAAUGGGACAAACAGAUCCACAUGGGAUGCUAUUCUAUAUUCUCCUUUUAUAAAAAAAAAUUCUCAUAGACAUAAACAAAAGGGCAGCCACCAGGGCACUCCCUGCAUGACAUCAAGAUUAAGAGAUUAAAUUCACAAUCUAUCUGAGAUUGAAAAAACGUUGUAUGGUGCUUUGCACAGUACAGCAAACAAAGAUAGUAAGGACUUUUUGUUUAUCCAUUUCUCCUGCAUCAUAAAACAGUCUUAAAGACACACACACACGCGCACGUGAACGUGCGUGCAUGCAUGCAUGGAGAGCUACGUGGUACAGAGAGGUGCUCCUAGAGUGUCAGCAGGGAAGGGGCGGGCAGAGGGAAAGAGAUCAGUGCCUUCAGUCCUUUGGUGCAAACAACUUUUCUCCUCAGGAUCCUUAACAACUGUUUGUGUGUGAUUAAAAAAAGGAUAUCCCCACCUGUAAAGCCCCACAAAGAGGAACAUACACAGGCAAAAAAAUGCAGGAUUUCAACUACGACAACGAGGACUACAACGCAAAUGACAGUUAUGAUUACGAUUACGAAAACGGUGUUUGUGACAAGGAGGCAGUGCGCUCCUUUGGCGGUGUCUUCCUCCCGGUCAUCUAUGCCUUGGCUCUGGUGGUGGGCCUGGCUGGGAAUGCCCUGGUAGUGGUGGUCUAUGCAUCCAAGCUGCGGCUACGAACCCUGACAGACGUGUGCAUCCUGAACCUUGCCAUUUCCGACCUGCUGCUCCUCUUCACCCUGCCUUUUUGGGCGGCUGAUGCGGUUCAUGGCUGGAUGUUGGGUUCGGCAGCCUGCAAGCUCACCUCCUUCCUCUACAGUACCAACUUCAGCUGUGGCAUGCUGCUGCUGGCGUGCAUCAGUGUGGAUCGCUACCGCGCUAUAGCCCGCAAUCCCGCAGGCAGGACUGGAACAGGUCGCUGGGUGAGGAUACAGUGGUUCCUGGUGUGUGGGCUGUUGUGGGCUGUAGCCAGCUUUCUUGGCCUUCCCGAACUUUUCUUGUCCACAGUGAAGCACUCCCAUCACAGGGUGGCCUGCACAUCUAUCUUCCCGCACAGCAUGGCCCGACCUGCAAAGGCUGCCCUGGAGCUGUUGGAGGUGACCUUUAGAUUCUUGCUCCCUUUCUUGGUCAUGACGGUGUGCUACUUCUUGGUAGGACGGACGCUGAGCCGGGCAGCUGGGGUGCGGAGAGAUCGAAAGUGGCGUGCCCUGCGUGUCCUCCUGGCCGUGGUGGCUGUAUUCCUGCUCACCCAGCUGCCCUUCAACGUGGUCAAGCUGAUCCGAGCCAUGGACAUCAUCUACAUCCUCGUGACUGACUGUGAAGUCAGCAAGGGCCUGGAUCGAGCUCUCCAAGUGACAGAGAGCCUGGCGCUGGUCCACGCGUGCAUUAACCCCAUCCUCUACACCUUCAUCGGAUCGUCCUUCAGGGGACACGUCCUCAAGGCUGCCAAGCACCUUGGACAGCGACUCGGGAGACACCCGAGACAUGUCAACGGGGAGCCGGCAGUGGAGAUUCGACUCAACACGCAAAAUCAAACGCAAUCCCAGUCUGAUUCAGAAGAUCAAGCCACCAGCACCUUUACUAUUUAAGACUCAAACUAUGUACCCACUUUUCUAUAAGCACCUAUACAAAAUUGUGUAUCUAUGUAUAUAUAUAUAUAAAAACAUGUUUAGUAUCAUAAGAUAUAGACAUCAAUAAACAUAAUAUUCUUCUUGUAAUAAAGAAAUAUGUACAGUCGGUUUAU
Molecule: messenger RNA, 3040 nt
Organism: Anoplopoma fimbria (sablefish)
Lineage: Eukaryota; Metazoa; Chordata; Actinopteri; Perciformes; Anoplopomatidae
Gene: ackr4b
Product: atypical chemokine receptor 4b
Exons: 2
Coding region: 1773-2885 (370 amino acids)
Biological process (GO): immune response; chemotaxis; G protein-coupled receptor signaling pathway
Cellular component (GO): membrane
Molecular function (GO): scavenger receptor activity; chemokine receptor activity; chemokine binding
Source: RefSeq, a predicted model, not a curated record